ACGGCUCAGCUGUUGCGGGGCGGGGCUUUCGUAGAGCAUGGCGGCGGGCGAGCUUGAGGGCGGCAAGUCCCUGAACGGGCUGCUGAAUGCGCUAGCCCAGGACACUUUCCACGGGCACCCCGGCAUUACAGAGGAGCUGCUACGGAGCCAGCUGUAUCCAGAGGUGCCACCCGAGGAGUUCCGCCCCUUUUUGGCAAAGAUGAGGGGGAUUCUUAAGUCUAUUGCGUCUGCAGACAUGGAUUUCAACCAGCUGGAAGCAUUCUUGACUGCUCAAACCAAAAAGCAAGGUGGGAUCACAUCUGACCAAGCUGCUGUCAUUUCCAAAUUCUGGAAGAGCCACAAGACAAAAAUCCGUGAGAGCCUCAUGAACCAGAGCCGCUGGAAUAGCGGGCUUCGGGGCCUGAGCUGGAGAGUUGAUGGCAAGUCUCAGUCAAGGCAUUCAGCUCAAAUACACACGCCUGUUGCCAUUAUAGAGCUGGAAUUAGGCAAAUAUGGACAGGAAUCUGAAUUUCUGUGUUUGGAAUUUGAUGAGGUCAAAGUCAACCAAAUUCUGAAGACGCUGUCAGAGGUAGAAGAAAGUAUCAGCACACUGAUCAGCCAGCCUAACUGAAGAUGACGUAUGAAGGAGUUGGAGUUGUUGAAACCAAGGUGUUCAUGAUCCCUCCCCGCUGACCUUUUUUAAAAAAAUUCUUGUGCCUGCAUUGGUAUUAAAUCCUCGCAUUCAAUCUUCCCGCC
Messenger RNA from Mandrillus leucophaeus (drill), 735 nucleotides. RefSeq names its product copper metabolism (Murr1) domain containing 1 (gene COMMD1). Gene Ontology annotation, cellular component: endosome. The transcript has 3 exons. Gene Ontology annotation, biological process: positive regulation of protein ubiquitination; negative regulation of sodium ion transmembrane transport; copper ion homeostasis. Bases 38 to 610 code for a protein of 190 amino acids. Lineage: Eukaryota; Metazoa; Chordata; Mammalia; Primates; Cercopithecidae. The record is from RefSeq and is a predicted model, not a curated record.